GCAAUAUGCUGAUACAUUGGUACAUGACAGAAACCCCCUCUCAAGGGACGGAUCCAGAAGUCCCAAGAAUUGAGCCCACCAAAGGCUACUAAUCCACCGACCCGUCAGUCCAUGGCCUCAUCCACUGAGGGCAUCAGCUCAACCUCCUCCUCGUCAGUGGAGGAAUCAACUACCGAUGACACAGGGUCUGGUUCAGAGUCAGACAUUCAGACUGAACAGCAGUUGGACAGUGCCCUCGAUCUCAUGAUGCGUCUGCCGCCUCAACAGAUCGAAAGGAACCUCAGUGACCUCAUUGACCUGGUGCCGGCUCUAACUGAGGACCUUCUUUCCGCAGUGGACCAGCCCCUGAAGAUUGCCCGGGACAAGGUUUUGGGAAAAGACUAUCUUCUUUGUGAUUACAAUCGGGAUGGUGACUCCUACAGAUCCCCGUGGAGUAAUACAUAUGACCCUCCCAUUGAUGACGGUUCCAUGCCUUCAAUUCGCUUGAGGAAACUGGAGGUUGAAGCCAAUAACGCCUUUGACCAGUACAGAGACCUGUACUUUGAGGGUGGUGUAUCAUCAGUGUACCUCUGGGGUUUGGCCCACGGCUUCGCUGGGGUUAUUCUUAUCAAAAAGGCUGGAGAUGGAUCUAAAAAGAUUAAAGGGUGCUGGGACUCCAUCCAUGUGGUGGAGGUGCAUGAGAAGUCCAGUGGCCGCAACGCUCACUACAAACUCACCUCCACCGUUAUGUUGUGGCUUCAGACGACCAAGAUUGACUCUGGAACCAUGAAUUUGGGCGGCAGCCUAACAAGACAAACAGAAAAAGACGACACGGUUGGAGAGUCUUCUCCCCACAUCGCUAACAUUGGCCGCCUUGUUGAAGAGAUGGAGAACAAGAUUCGCUCCACAUUGAAUGACAUCUACUUUGGGAAGACCAAGGACAUUUUCAACGGACUUAGGAGUGUUUCAUCUCUGGCUGACAAGUCAAAGCAGGAGGCUCUCCAAAGCGAACUGUUCAAGGCACUCAAACUGAAAAACCAAAGCUAGAGAUGCUACUGUUCUGUCCGUUUCUCUCCACCAUCUCUUCUCGUUUCUUUCCGUCUCUCCUUCACCGCCUCCUCUGUGCUGCACUCUUGUUUAUUUGUGGGAAAAAAAGACAAAUUGGAAAAAAAAGGCCCCCUGGUGUCAUACCGCACGCCCCUCCCGGCCCGGGGGUGGGUUGGAGGGGGGUGCGCUUCCGUCCCCUUGGUCUGUCUCCAGCCCUGUCCGAAUCUCUGGGCCGCGGUGGUCGCCGCUGCCCCCCUGCUGGCGGGUCGUCGAUGGGGCCUCUUGGGGCCCGCGGGCCUUGGGUGGGGAUUGCUGUCCCUUGCCGGUGGGGUGGUUGUCCCCUGGUCGCCGGCGCUUGGCGUAGCGCCUGCUCGGAGUGCGGGGGGGGUGCUCGGGCUUUGGG
Corythoichthys intestinalis (scribbled pipefish) is the source of this 1429-nucleotide messenger RNA. RefSeq names its product F-actin-capping protein subunit beta-like. The coding region runs from base 112 to 1026 and encodes 304 amino acids. Gene Ontology annotation, biological process: actin cytoskeleton organization; barbed-end actin filament capping; cell morphogenesis. Lineage: Eukaryota; Metazoa; Chordata; Actinopteri; Syngnathiformes; Syngnathidae. The transcript is spliced from 9 exons. The record is from RefSeq and is a predicted model, not a curated record. Gene Ontology annotation, cellular component: F-actin capping protein complex; cytoplasm. Gene Ontology annotation, molecular function: actin filament binding.